This is a messenger RNA of Drosophila virilis, 1612 nucleotides long. It is a transcript of the gene Vps16B, whose product is annotated as Vacuolar protein sorting 16B. Lineage: Eukaryota; Metazoa; Arthropoda; Insecta; Diptera; Drosophilidae. Gene Ontology annotation, cellular component: cytoplasm. Gene Ontology annotation, biological process: intracellular protein transport; vacuolar transport. The record is from RefSeq and is a predicted model, not a curated record.
UGAGCUUCCCUGUUUACAAAUACUUACAAGAGCUGGUCACACUAUCAGCUGUUUUUUUAAGAAUACAAACCAAUGGAAUCUCAAUUUGAUAACACAGACGAAAACUAUUGGAACCGCUCCUCGAGAGCUGCCUUUAGCUUUGACGACGAAGAUGAUGUUGAUCUUGGCGAUGCCGGCGUCAGAGGAAGCUCAGGUCACGCCAGCCAGAACAGUAAAUGGGACAACAAUUCAAUAUUUAAUGACGACACCAUAUCAGAGGCCAGUUUUGAUAAUAGUGCCGCGCUGGGAACACUGAAUCAUCUCUCCAUUAAAGCCAUAUUGAGCGAUGAGGCGCUUAGUCUGGUGUUACAAGAACAAACAUUGGACGAUCAUGUCAUGCCCAAGGGCGUAACGCCUGAGGAGGAGCUAAAGCUGUUGCGACGCCAAAUACAGAGUACUCUGUACAGCCCCAAUCUGGAAGCUACCGCACAGAAGCUACUGCAUGGCAAAGUGGCACCAUUGGAAAUGUUCAAAUCGCUGCUGGAGAAGCGACAACUGUUGGAUAUGGUGUUGGCCAACGGCGGCGAUGCGAUAAUUGGUGUGCUGCUGUUCCUCAAACGCACGCUGAACACCACCCAGUUCCAUAACAUACUACAGCAGCGGCCCAAGGCGCUGGAACACUAUCUCAGUUACCUGCGGCAAAGCGGUGAUGUGAGCCACUAUAUUGAUAUAUUGCAGCGGUUCGGUCGCCACCAGGAAGCUGCUCUCAGGCAGUUUCAAGCAGCCAUGACCUGCAGUGAAUUGACAACGCGAAAACAACAGCUGCAGCGUCUGGUUGAUGCGUAUGCCAGCGCUGGUGUGGGCGUUAUUUCACUAUAUGAGCAGGUCUUUCAUGCGGCCUUAAAGCUGCAGCUGGUCAAGGAAAAGGAACCUGUAACUGGUCUGGCCCAACAGAUAGGUGAUGAGCCCACGCCCAUUGAGUUUUUGUAUGUAUGCUGCACGCAGAACAAGAACUGGAAGGAACAGGACAUGCUUAAGCUCAGCUCACCCCAGCGCUUUGCCGCCGAUCAGGAAAUCUCACCAGCACAGUAUGAAUGGACUGCGCUAAAUGAACGCGCCCAUGCACAAGCCUAUGCGGAUUUGGAAUGCAUCUUUGAGCGCGUUUCCGGUUGGAAUCCGCUCAAAACGAAGCAGUUUCACAUUAGCUUUGAUUUGUCACUAGCCGUGCAGCGGCUCUUUGAGUUGCAGGCGCCUGCAACGGUAUUACAGCUAUUUCUCUCCAAGAUGAGCAACAGUCCCGAAAAAUUGGCACUGGCGCAACGUGUCAAAUGCAUCAAAGCCGUCAUUGAUGCUAUGGUCAGUCUAAAACAACAGCAAGAAUUACAGCAAUUGAAGGAAACGCUACCUGAACGAUCCGAGGAGCAGUUUUACUGUGAAAAUGCGCUCAAAUUGCUGCAAAGCAAACGUUGGACAACGGACAAUAUUAAACUGAAGCUUUAGGAAACCUUAGAACGUUUAUAUAAAUGUAUUUUUUAUUACCUUUUUAUAUAUGUAAUUAUUAAAAUUUUUAAAUAUAUAUUUAUAUAUAAUAUAUAUAUAUAUUAAAUAAUCGCAAAUCACAAGCUGAAUAUCA